AUGGCCUCUACUACUCGACUCUUGCGUAAUAAGAUCCUUGUCGUUGGCGAUAAGGAUGCCGGUCUUCUCGAAUUUGUAAAAGGCGUUUUUACAGCAUGCGAAAAAGAAUUUCCACAGAAGCUCGUUGAUGACGAACUGAAAAAAUCAGACGGAAAGUAUUCGGGUGUUUGCAUCCCUUGGGUAAUUGACACAAAGUACUAUACAGCAUCAGUCGAUUUUUGGCUGGACGAGGUUGAUGGCGAUGCCGAGGUUAUAAAGGGCUAUGCAGAUCAGAAGAACGAAAUAGGACAAGUUGUGGACGCUUUUGUUUAUGCUUUCCGUAAGGAUAAGGCAAUAAGUAUCAAAAAUUGGGUACCGUUCCUUGAAGGAUGUGAACCAUCUAUUCAACUUUGUGUUGGCAGCGGACAGCAAAAAGACGACGAUAUGUCACCAAUAGAAGAUUGGUGCCUGGAUCAUCAGUUUGAAUAUGUGGAUCUGGAGGAAAAGACAGUGGAGCCAUUGGAUAAAGCUGGUUGGGACUUGGCAGUUGAUGUAUUACAAACCAAUCUUUGGGAUGGUAUGUCACAGAAAGAACCAGACAACAAUAAAAACAACAACGUAUCCGGCGAGACUGUAUAUGAUGAUGACGAUUUUUACAAAGAAUUGCAGAUGCUUUCUCUUGAGAAGGAACGGAAUCAAAUGAAAGAGCUCGAUGAUCUUAAUUUGCCGAGUCAAAAUGAAAUCAAGAAGAUGCAGCAACAGUUAUUUGGAGAUCUUGAAAAUGAAGGCGGCUUGGAUAAGGCAUUUGAAACUAUGCAAGCACUAAGAGAGCAAGGCAACGAUUUACCGGAUGAAGAGAGGAGAAAGCUAGCUGCUAAGGUUGCCUUAUCAUUUGCUGCACAGCUUGGUGUAUAA
Molecule: messenger RNA, 894 nt
Organism: Zychaea mexicana
Lineage: Eukaryota; Fungi; Mucoromycota; Mucoromycetes; Mucorales; Lichtheimiaceae
Exons: 7
Coding region: 1-894 (297 amino acids)
Source: RefSeq, a predicted model, not a curated record